Molecule: messenger RNA, 3255 nt
Organism: Tetranychus urticae (two-spotted spider mite)
Lineage: Eukaryota; Metazoa; Arthropoda; Arachnida; Trombidiformes; Tetranychidae
Product: solute carrier family 12 member 8
Biological process (GO): potassium ion import across plasma membrane; chloride transmembrane transport; chloride ion homeostasis
Cellular component (GO): membrane
Molecular function (GO): potassium:chloride symporter activity
Source: RefSeq, a predicted model, not a curated record
AUGGCGGUUCAUUUUUUAUGUUGUUUCCCCUCCUCUUCCUACCUAAAUAGCCCUCCUUUUUUGUUUCUUUUGUUUUAUCAAAAAAAUGUUUUAAUUAAUUUUAUUAAUUUCUGUCAAGUGUUGUCAAUUUAUUUUCUUCAUUAAAUCGGUUUGGAAUUAAAUUAGUUAUGUUUGUGAUGCUUGACAUGGUCAAUCAAAGCGGUAAAGUGAUUAUAAGGGAUAAUUGGAUUUAAUCGUAAUAACAGUAAUCGCGUGGGUUUCAACUCAACAACAUCACAUGGCUAUAAAUUGAUCCUAACCAAUUGUAUACUCUACCAAAUUAUUUAUUAUUGAUGGCUGGUAAAAUUUCCUUUUUAUGGUAGCCACAGAUUCUGCAUGGGUGUGAUGAUCCAGCUCAAACAUACGCACACACAGAAACACCGUAGGAUGGGGUUGUACAAAUGAUUCAAUCUAUUAGGACAUCCUAGUUCCUAGUGAAGACCUUAAAAGAUGCAGCUGGACCUAUUUCAACUCAAAAACGCAAACCAUUUUCCGGCUGUUUCGCAAACAUAGAAUCUAGCAACAUAAUAACAUAUCCCAAUCAUUUUUGUUUUUGCUCGAGGAUUUGGAUAACACUCAUGAAAUGCUGUAGUUUACCAGAAUUUUUAUUAUCACCAUUAUCACCAUCACCAUAUGGAUCAUGUUUAAAGUAAUUUCACUGUGAUUUUAAUUAUUUUCUUAAUAUGGCAGACCAUGACCAUUCAGAGUCAAUAGCUAAACCAGGUAAAUUGGGCCUUGAUCUAAAGGCUACAACCUCUGACUCUCCAUCCACCUUUAAGCCAACCACCAGUAACAUCCAAAGGAAAGGUUCAUCAACAGCUUUCGGCAAAUUAUUUCACAAUGAGCUCUUCCAUGAUCAGCUCAAUGAUAAACCCUUCUGGAAAGCUAAUUUCUUAAUCUCAGAACCAAUUCUUUUUGGUACCUGGGAUGGUGUUUAUACAUCUUGUGUUAUCCAUCUUUUUGGUGUAAUCACUCUUAUCCGUGCAGGUUGGAUUGUUGGAAAUGCUGGGAUUCUCUUGUCUAUCGGUAUUGUACUUCUUAGCUUAGGAAUUUGCUGUAUUGCGGUAAUUGCCGGAAUCAAAAUCACGGAAAGAGUUGGUGGAGGGACGAUUCACUAUUGCUUAUCACAGGUUCUUGGAGCUCGGCUUGGAGGUGCAGUAAGCCUAGUCUUUUGCUUUGGAUCGUGUGUUAACUGUGCUCUCCAUGUUACCGGUUUCGCCGAGUCUAUGGCCCUUCUUAUAGACAAUGUUGAACCUUGGUUUCAACCAGUUAUUGGAUCAGUUUUAAUUGUCGUUUUAUACCUAAUUAAUAUUGCUGGAGUUAAAUGGGUUGUUCGUCUACAAUUUCUCAUCCUAGCAAUCCUUAUUCUGGCUGCGCUGGAUUUGGCUUUUGGAUUGUUCAUCUCCCAUGAUCCAAAGACUGGUGUAAUUGGUUACAAUCGUGAAAAUUUCUUCCAAAAUCUUAAACCAGACAAUCUCAAUCUAUUUGCCGUUUUUGGAGUAUUUUUUCCAGCUGUCACUGGUGUAUUUGCUGGUAUCAAUAUGAGCACCGAUCUUUACAAUCCUCGUGAAUCUAUUCCAAAGGGUACUUUUUCAGCAAUCGGAACAGCUUUCCUUCUUUACAUGUUAUUCAUGGUUGGUUUAGGUAGCAUUUGUACUCGUUCAGCUCUGCUUGGUGACACAAUGAUUGCAGUUAAAGCAUCAGCCAUUGGGUACCUUUUACUUGCGGGUAUUUACAUAUCAUCUAUGUCAUCCAGCUUGGGAUCUCUUUAUGCAACUCCACGAAUCAUUCAGGACAUGGCAGUUGAAAAGAUUAUCCCUGGAAUGAGCUUCCUAUCUAAAGGACGAGGACCAAAUAAACUACCAAUCUAUGCGCUAACCGUUUAUGCUUUGUUAACAUUAGCCUUUACAAUGGUACGAAGCGUUAAUUUGUUAGCAACAAUUGUCACCAUUCCUUACUUGAUGACUUUUGCUUGGAUUGAAUAUGCUCAUUUUGCACUUUCACUGACCACUGAGAUGCAAUUGAUGCGAGAAGAAAGAUUUACUCGUUAUUCACCUUCAUCGCCCACAUUCUCGAUUAAAAAUGCUAGCAAAAAUGUUCAAGAUUAUGGUACAACUGCUAAAUCUGGUGCUUUGGAUCAGCUGUUUCCAGAGAGGACAAUUGGUAUGCCUCAACAUAAGAAAAUAUAUGUUCGCCGAGAGCAAAGUAGUCCCGAACAAUCAGAUUCAUCAAUUUCAACUUCUCCUGGAGAUCAAAGUUCAAUGAUUACCGAGGAAGCUGACGGUGAAACUUCGGCUCGCCAUUCCAGUCUUGGAUCUAUUUCCCCUGGAAAGCGUGAUGAUAUGUAUCCUUAUCUGGGAGAUGAAUGGAAUCAGACAAUCAAUCGUCUUCUGUCUAAUAAAUUUUUAUCCUUGUUUGGUGCUCUUGUUAAAGUUAUCCUUAUGUUUCUUGUCCAUUGGCUUUACUCGAUUAUUAUCAUUUCCAUCACUGCUAUUCUGUGGCUGUACAUUGGCCAUGUUAAUAAAGGUGUCUAUCCUGGUGUAUCACAGGUUAGCCUUUAUGAAUAUUUUCGCUUGAAAAUGCGACGAAUUUACAAGAGAGACGCACACGGAGACUAUCAGCAUUUUGUGGUUACAACAAACCCUGAUCUAGAUAUAACAGCUUCACAGUUGACUCAAGAAGGAACUGACUUUGCUGCUCGUGAAAAAUAUCAUCAAAUAACCACGACUACGAGCGAUACUAAUCGAUACCCACCUGACCAAUGAAUUAUUUAACAAGUUUCCAAAAAUUAUUCAAAUGAAACAACAUAUGAAAUAUUUAUAUUUACCUAAAGUGAUUUUUUGUGAUCUUUUUGUGAUCUUUCCAUUCCAUUCUAUUCUAUCAUUAACUUCUCUAAAUGUUUAUUACAAUUAACUGGAACAAUCUUGGUAAAUUAACUGUGGAUAUGAAACAUUGAAUGGACACAGUCAUUGAUUUUCCUGUUUCCUUUCCUGAUAUUUUACGAAAAAUCGACACCUUUGUGGUUCAAUUUUCCCAUGUGAUUAACUAAUCAAAAAAAGAAAUACAAUCAUCGAUCUGACGAUAAUCAAUCACUUAAAUUCUGAAUAUACUUUUUUUCUAUUCUGUAUAUAAAUAAAAAUGUACCUUCUGUUGAUUAUUAUGACGAUUUUAAAUCAACUCUAAAUUAAAUAAGUUCAGCUUAACAAUCUGAAUAAU